Molecule: messenger RNA, 1485 nt
Organism: Triticum turgidum subsp. durum (durum wheat)
Lineage: Eukaryota; Viridiplantae; Streptophyta; Magnoliopsida; Poales; Poaceae
Source: the annotation of a GenBank genome assembly
AUGGCCAACUCCGGCGACGAGGGGCGCGUUGUGACGGACCUCCGCUCCGCUGCGGAGUCGGCGGGCGGCGACGAGGCGCUUCACGAAAUCGAGUCUCUCUGCAUGCGCUGCGGCGAGAAUGGCACCACGAGGUUGCUGCUGACUACGAUCCCCAACUUCCGGGAGGUUGUUCUGAUGGCUUUCGAGUGCCCGCACUGUAAUGAAGGGAACAACGAGGUCCAGUUUGCUGGACAGCUCCAGCCCAAGGGAUGUUGCUACCGCUUGAAGGUCCCUCAAGGGCAGAACGAGAUACUGAACCGUCAGGUCGUGAAAUCUGAUUCGGCAACUAUCAAGAUUCCGGAACUGGACUUUGAGAUUCCUCCUGAAGCUCAACGUGGAACACUUUCAACAGUGGAAGGGACAAUUAUGCGAGCUGUGGAGGAGUUGCAGGCACUUCAAGAUGAAAGAAAGAAAGUGGAUCCUCAAAAAGCUGAAGCUAUUGAUCAAUUUUUAGUAAAAUUGAGAUCUCUCGGAUCUGGAGAAGCGGCGUUUACCUUUGUUCUGGAUGAUCCUGCUGGAAACAGCUUCAUUGAGAACCCGCAUGCUCCUUCAUCAGAUCCUUUAUUAUCUGCGAGUUUCUAUGAAAGGACAUCUGAUCAACAAGCAGCACUUGGUUUUCUUGUUGAUCCACCAACCGGAGAAUCCGGAGAGCCUUCGCAGAAUGCUUCGACAGUUGAGGCAAAUUGUGGUGGGUUGCCAAAGGUACCCCAUGGUUCAGUUGGAGCUGUUGCAGGUCGUCGUGCUAUUGCUCAGGGAAACCCUGAUGAAAUUGCUGCAACGCUGUGCAGGUAUACAGCACCAAAAGAGGUUGAUACUUUGCCAUCAACAUGUGGAGCCUGUGGAGCUGCAUGUGUGACUCGUUUCUUUGCUACUAAAAUCCCAUAUUUCCGUGAGGUUAUUGUUAUGGCAGCUUCAUGUGACCUGUGUGGUUAUCGCAACUCAGAGUUGAAGCCUGGCGGUGAAAUUCCAGCUAAAGGAAAGAAAAUUACGUUACAUGUGCAAACCGUGAAAGAUCUUUCUCGUGAUGUCAUAAAGUCAGAUUCUGCCGCUGUGAAAGUACCUGAACUUGAGUUGGAGCUGUCAAUGGGUACAUUGGGUGGUAUUGUCACGACAGUUGAAGGUUUAAUUGUGAAAAUAUGUGAGGCUCUGGAGCGGGUUCAUGGAUUCCAAUUGGGUGAUAGCACAAAUGAAUGGAAGAAAAAGAAAUGGGAUGAUUUCCAGCAAAGAUUAUCAAAGCUCCUGAGUUUACAAGAGCCUUGGACCUUAAUUAUUGACGAUGCGUUAGCGGCUUCAUUUGUCGCUCCAUCCACAGAUUUGAUAGAAGAUGACAGCCAGCUACUCAUUGAGGACUAUGAGAGGAGUUGGGAGCAGAAUGAGGAGCUUGGCUUGAAUGACAUGGACACUUCCUCUGCAGGCAUUGCUUACAAUACAACCAGCACCGAAUAA